Messenger RNA from Portunus trituberculatus (swimming crab), 4728 nucleotides. Its product is annotated as proteoglycan 4-like. The transcript is spliced from 3 exons. The record is from RefSeq and is a predicted model, not a curated record. NCBI's taxonomy places the organism in Eukaryota, Metazoa, Arthropoda, Malacostraca, Decapoda, Portunidae. The coding region runs from base 199 to 4068 and encodes 1289 amino acids.
CGGAGCGAAUUACCGUCGACCUCCGCCAGCUGGACGCUACCACGCGGACAAAAGCUGAACCUUGUAGUCGCGGCGGCGGUGCGAGGGCGGCUCGGGGUAUAUCUUCGCGUGGAGGAGCCGAGUGACGCAGUGUGUGACGAGCCACGAAGGGAGACACACGUCACGACAGCAGCUCCAGGAGUCCAAGACUCAACAGUCAUGCGCUGGUUCCUGGUGGCGAUGGUGGUGCUGGCGGUAGCCAGCGUGACGCUGGGCCGGCCAUCCAAAAACAUAAGCGACGUCACGGACACGCCCGAGAGCUCAGCGAUCAUCGGGGAGAGGCUGGUGUCCAAGUUCCUUGGACGAGGCGACAAGGAAUCUUCUCCAUCACCUGGCGAGCCUGACAACUCUCUGGCAAAGAAGGCGCCUACCACGCAGCCUCCAGCUACACAGCCUCCAGUUAGCCGGACGACAACUACUCAACCGCCACCUACCCAAGUACCUACUACACAGCCUCCAGCCACACAGCCUCCAACCACAAAGCCUCCAGCCACACAAGCACCUACUACACAGCCUCCAGCCACACAGCCUCCAACCACACAAGCUCCAACUACACAGCCUCCAGCCACACAGGCGCCAACCACACAGGCACCAACCACACAGGCACCAACCACACAAGAGCCAACCACACAGGCACCAACCACACAACCACCACCUGCUCCAGACUCUGAGUUAGGAAGCGAAGACAGUGACCCCGCGGCCAGCGGUAAUGGAGAACAGCAAGAUGCCACCCAAAACGAACCAGUAGAAGAAAACACACAACAAAAUGAGGUUUCCGAGCAAACCACGGGUGAGAAAGAAACUCCAGGGGAAAGAGAACCAAAGAGUAUAGCGGAAGAAGGGACGGAGCAGACCAUUAAGGAUGCAGCAGCGGGUGAAGAAGGGAGUAGUACUGAUAAGAAUACAACCGCUAUGAAAGACGAAAAGAAUACCGACGUAGCCAAUGAACCUAAAAACGCAACUGAAAACAACAAAGAGGUAACUGGUGAAAAAAAUGAGGCUGAAAACAAGGACAUGGCAGCAGUAGCCAACAAUGCCCCAGAAAACCCUGCUGACGAAGAUACCGAAAAAAGUGACAAGGAGGAAAAGGAUAUGGAAGGUGAAACAGAGGAUGACGACGACGACGAUGACGACGAUGAUGGCACUGACGAAGAUGGAGGUGAACUGGAAGACAAGAUGGAAGAGAAAACAAACACGGAGGGGGAAAUACAGAAAGAUGAAGGGAUGCAGGAAACAAAAACCAGUUCGUCACCAGAAGGAUCAGAAACCCAGGUGUCUGACGGAAGGCCACAGAGGGAUGCCGAUGACCACCCAAACGAUUCCAACGCAGACACGAAGGGGCGAGGGUUGGAAGUGGAAAAUAAGGCAGAUCAAGAUUCAAAAGCAGAACCGAAAUCGAAGCCAGAGACCGAAACACAAGCAGAACCAGAGCCAGAACCAGAGACAGAACCCGAACCCAAGACAGAACAAGAACCGGAGACUGAAUCCGAAACACAACCAGAGCCCAAGACAGAACCAGAACCGGAGACAGAACCGGAAUCCAAAACCGAACCAGAACCCGAAACAGAACUGGAAUCCAAAACCGAACCAGAACCAGAAGCAGAAGCAGAACCAGAACCAAAGCCUGAGGCAGAACCGGAAACAGAAACAAAACCAGAACCAAAACAAGAACCUGAAGCAGAGCCAGAACCCGAGGUAGAAUCUGAACCCAAAACAGAACCAGAACCUGAGACAGAACCAGAAUCUAGAACGGAAAAAAAGCCAAGGAUGGAACUGGAGCCAGAGACGGAACCUGAAUCGAAGGCAGAACCAGAGCCAGAGCCAGAGAUGGAGCCUGAAUCAGAGCCAAAACCUGAAGCAGAACCACAAGUUGCAACGGAGGCAGAGUCAACAACAGAGGCGACCACGGAACCCACCAGGAAACCAGAAAUGAAGGACGAGUCUACCGCCGACGAACAAAUGGAAGUGAGCGAGACCAUUACCCAAACCGAAACUAGGGUCCCCGCUGAGUCGCAGUCGGAUACGAAGCAAAAUGCAGAGGAGUCCAGCGCAGAAAAGAGAGAAGUGAAAGUGGAAUCCGAGACCAAGCAAGCCAGUGAAUCUACUGCUACCGAACCCAGUCCUGAAGUUACAUCCAGCAGUGGGAAAGAAUCUGUUCACUCACAUACAGAAAUGGGAACCGAAACCACCGUAGCAAACGAGCCAACAACUGAAACAACCCCCGAAACAACGAGCCAACCCACCACAGAGGAGAGUGUAAACGCCAACACCAAAACUGAGGAGGGACAAAAUUCAGGAACACCAACUGAAGAUGAAAUGAAUGCAAACGAAACUGAAGACCAAGUAGGAAGCGAAAGUGAGCAUCUGGAAACACGAGUUGCUCCAAGACCAGCAUUGGACGAGAGGUUAAAUACGAACGAGGAGGUAGGCAAAGGAAAUCAUGAUGACGCCAAUCUCCAAGCCAUUUUAGUGAUGGAGAGAGCCCACAACACAACUCAGGAAGAGGAGACAGCAAAGGAACCGCCAGUCACCGACACUCCACUUACCGACAUUCAAAGUGAUUAUAAGAAUGAAAUAUUCCUGAGAAGUGGUCUGGAGGAAGAAAAAGUUAACACAGAUGAGAAUGAGGAAGAUUCGACUUCCAAUUCCAAUAAAACUGAAGUAGAGGCUACCACGGAGGAGUAUCACUUUCAUGAUGAGACGGGAGAAAAGCCAUGCAACUGUAAAGAACAUCCUGAGUUGAAGGAUGCUCUCAGUAGAUUGGACGAACUCCAACGCAAACAAAAAGACUGGAUCGAAAUGUCUAAAGAUGGCAAGAAAACCACGGCCUCAAAACCUGAUCCACAAGAGGUUUCUGACAGUUUCGUGGUAGCGGGAGGGGGUGACGCCGAAGUGGUAGUAGUCAAAGGGGCGGUGGACGAAAGUCAAUCUGCCACUCAAGGCCAAUUGGUGAUGGCUGACUCCUCGUUGGACACGAAUACAGGAAAGACACAUAAUAAGGAGGAGACAAAGAAGAAAGCCGAACACACAGAAUCAGAUAAAUCUUCGGAGGAGUCUGCAGAAAGCAUGGAACAAGAGGGAGAUGAGAAAGAAGCAACAGACCACCCAUCCAUCAUUACAGAUUCCAUAAACACGACAACAGAAGAAGAUUCACCCUCAACAGAGGAACAAACGACAAGCCCACAUACACAAACUACUAGCCACUCUACGGCAACAACUGCAAAAGAAACAGUCUCAAAAAACGAAACACUUCUGGAAACUGAAACUAAAAAAGCAGUGACAAAAACUGAAAAUGAAAACAGGGAUGAGACUUCUGACAAACAACUAGAUCAGACCCAAAUACAACAUGAGUCUGAGGUGAGGCAGGUCCCUGUCGUCCAAGGCCAAGAGCAACUCGACAUGGAAGAUACUAUAGCAACAACAGGAGAGAAACCCGACAUUAAAAUAGAAACAAAUUCAGAAAUGACACAAGACCAAAGUGCUAUGUCAGAAUCAUUGCCAAAGUCUUCUAAAGACAAGAUAACAAAAGCAGAUAAAGGAGUCUUGUACAGACCGAUAAUGAACGGUAAGUCAGAACCCAAACAAGAAAGUGAAGCGAAUUCUCAGUCUGAACCAGAUCCGGAGCCAGAGGCAGUGACACAAGCAGGAAGUGAACAGAACACAGAAGUAAACAAAGAUGUGCAGGAAGUCGCCCCAGAGGAUUCCAAAAGUUCACUUCAAGAUACUGUUACCGAGGAAGAAGUAACGUCGGAACCUCUCGAGGAACAGGCAGCUGCUGAAGUAUUAACAUUGAGAGAUCUCGUCAUGACCACCAUGUCUCAUGGCCUUGCCGAAGCACCAGCUACACCCAAGCCCACGACAGAAACAAGGGAGGCUCCAACGGAAGGAGGAACGAAGAUGUCUGCUACUAAAGGAACGGUGACGGAAGGAAAGACACAAACAAUCAUGAAAACUAAUACGGUAAAACUGAACGUCCAUGACCCUGAGGAGGAAACGAGGAAGGACGCCAGUGGCGCAGCGACUCGCUGACGCCAAUGACGUGUUAUCAGACGCCAAGACUAUUCUUCGAACUAUUUUAAGUGAGAGGAAGAAAGUUGUUCUUUUGGAGUAUAUAUUUGCGAGGUAGGUAUUUAGCUCAAUUUCUGUAGCUAUAUUCAGUUAUCAAUGGAGUAAGAUGUAUGUGGUAACAGUGCAUGUAUUGCGGAGUAAUUCAUAACUUUAUUUAGCUCAGUUACCAGGGCUGCUCCUUCCCCAUUGACGUCGACACCCCAGCCCCAACCCCCACCAAACAUUCCUUAAACCCAACACACGGCGAAAACGGAACAACUAAUCCCCACAUCCACCACUACCAUACCACUACUAAGCAUGCCAGUAUCCUGAAGAUAAUGAGUACAUGCCUGCAUCGACACACACACACACACACACACACACACUAGUGGUAAAUUAAGGCACAAAACCAGGAUGUAGAGACAACAACGUCAUAACAACAAAACAGGUUUCUUUCUCUGUAUUUUCUAUGUACAUAUUCCUUUGCCGCCGUAACGAACGAAACCACCACCCCUACAACUACCACUACCACUACCACCACCACCACCACCACCACAUCUGAAACGAAGCCCUGCAAAGUAGUAGUUGUAAGAUCCUAUUUAUGUAUACAGUUUUAUAAUAAAAUGCUAUAUUAUCGAAUAA